AUGUAUAUAUAGAUACCGAAUUUAAAAGGCGCUGCUUGAGCAACGCGCAUGUGUAUACAUACAUGUGCAUACACAUACAAGCAAAUUCGCUUUAUAUUUAAAGAUUGUUAUCGCUACUCCGUUACAACAUUUUUCUGUUACACAUAUGGAUGUGACAUUGAAUAAGUAUGUUCCAUUUAAAAAUACGUAUUAAAAUAGUAUCAACAGUCGGAGAUAAUGUGUGUCAAUUUUUUUAAUUGGAAAGAUUGUGAGAAUCCUUUUUUCUAAAUAAACACAAAAAAUUCAUAGGAAAUUUAAAAAUUUGAUUAUAAAGUAUACAAAUUUUGAAUACGAUAUAGAUUCUGUAAAAGCAUAGUUCAGUUAUGCUUAAAGGUUAUAUGAUAACUGCGUUCCUGAUUGCAGUUACAUAUUCAUCUUUUCCAUACACAAAUGAACGUAAAUAUAUCUGUGAUGCUGAUGGUUGUAAAAUAUUAACAAAUAACUUGAAUAAUAAUAUCUCAUCUAUAAGAUAUUGUACAAGCGAAGAUAUUUCCACUGAUGUUAAUUUUUCAAUAAUAGAAAAUAAAAAUGAAGCUUCUGAAUCUCCUGCUAUUAUACAGAUUAAUCUUAAACCACCAAAAAGUAUAUGUAAAUAUGUAUUAACUUUGUUAACUAAUGCAUCAACUAGUGAAGAAAAGUGUGUCAAUUAUAAAUUUCACAACUCUUAUGGAAGUGAAACUCAUACUAGGAGUACCAUAUGGUUUGUUUCAGAUAAACAGUAUCAGAACACUAUUGGAAUUUUUGUUCCAUAUAUAUUUACCGCAUGUUAUUCUGUUCAAUUUUCUUUUAAUAAGGAUGUAAAGAUGUUAAAACAUAAUAAAUUCAUAAAAACUAAAUAUAAACGAACAGAAAUCAUGACACCAAUAUUUGAAUGUACAUAUGACUAUAAUAUUGAUAAAAAAAUGGGACUUCUUGAGGUACUCCUUUAUAAACCUAUGGUUACAGCUGGAGUAAUAAGGUUGGGAAAACUUUGGUAUGAUUCAUCUGGAAAUGAAAGCUGUCCUUUUAAUAAGAAAGAAUUUCCUAAUGCUGUUUGGAGCUUCGAUGUUUUGGACAGUUAUUUAGGAGAUAAAAAUUAUAACUUUAAUACAACUUUGUUAACAAAUGAAAUAUAUAAUAGAAAUUUGACAUUUCAAACUGAAAUUUCACAAAAGGUAAAUUAUUGUGUUUCAAUAUUUUUAUAUCGUGAUAUAAGAUGUCAAGAAUACACUUUAUGGGAACCACCUGACAUAUGUUCUUGGUAUCAAAGUUGUCAAGAUAUUACUAUUUCAACUUUUGGUGUACCAACUAAAAUUAAUUCUGAUACAACUUCUUAUUCGUACCUGCCAAUUACUAUUAUUACAUUAACUAUAUUUACAAUUAUUGGAAUUAUGUAUCUCAUCUAUAUCAUACAUAUUUAUAGUAUGCAAGGAAAAAGCUUUCAUAGAAAUAUUUUCAAUGGAAAUGUUCUUAAAACCAAUGAAACUAAAUAUAAAAAAAAAGAAAAAUUUAAAGACGCCAAUGUUAAAAAUACAGAUAUUAUAUUGCUAUAUCCUAAGGGUUCUGAAUCGUUUAUGGCAUUGAUGGCAGAUUUUCGCGGACUACUUAGCCAUGUUUGCCGGUGUGUUGUACACGAUUGGUAUGAUGGCAUGCAAUGGAAUUAUGUAGCCGAGGUCGGUGCUUUUGAUUGGUUUGCAGAAAUGCUCCAUAAAGAAUGCCGCGUUGUUUGGGUAGAUACUCCAAUAAUGCGUGCAUUAAUCACACAAAGAUUUAACAAUAGUUUAUCUGUUAAAAAUUUAGAACAGUAUAGUUUCAUAAAUAUUGGUGAUUUCCGUGACGCAGUAUUUCCUACAGUAUUUAAUUUAUCUAAACGUAAUAUCGGAAAAUCGACAUUACAAGAGCCUAAACAUUUUAUUGUACGGUUAAAAGAAUUUGACAAUUUUGAAAACGAUAAUGAUCCUUUUGUUGAUUUGUCUCCGCAUAUGAGAUACUUUAUACCUCAGGAUUUAAACUUGCUCUGUUCUGAUUUGUCAGCAGUGGACUUAAAUAUUAUUGUGCCAUUCACAGGCCAAGAAGAUCUUAUAAAACAACAUUUACAUUAUGUAAAAUUAGAUUUUUAUAAAUAAAUAUUUCAAUUAUUUAUAACUUUUUA
Molecule: messenger RNA, 2170 nt
Organism: Bombus impatiens (common eastern bumble bee)
Lineage: Eukaryota; Metazoa; Arthropoda; Insecta; Hymenoptera; Apidae
Exons: 11
Coding region: 363-2144 (593 amino acids)
Source: RefSeq, a predicted model, not a curated record